AACAAUUGUUUUCAAUUAAAAACAAUGUCGGUGCGAGAAACGUGAUAUAUCUGAUGGCAUGAACCUCAUUAGCCAACCAGCGAGGCAAAUGCAUUCAUAAUGCACAAAAGAGCAAGGCGAAAUAUUGAAAAGCGCAAUAAUGUUGGAUGCCUUAUAUAUUUGCAGAUGAUGAGGAUGAAGAACUAGAUUAUCUUGAAGACAUCGAGGAAGACUCCGUUGCCGAGUUCAGAUGCAUCUUGUAUGAGGCUGUGAAGAAAACCGUCCAAGCGGCUAAAAAGGCCAAAGAGGAAAAUGCCAGCCAUGAAAAGAUCUGGAAACUGGGAAAAAAGAAGACAGAUGCACUUCUGGAAAGAAUUAUAUUAUAUAAUUAAAUGAUAUAUGGAAUUCCAUAAGAUAGUAGGAACCAUCCUCAGAGUCAAGAAGUUGUACAAAGAGUUUGAGAAGAAUGUAGGUGAAAUUCCCAAAGUCCAGAGGAUGGCCAAAAGUCUUGUCAGGAGAAUCUAUCGACACCAUCUAUUCGUUAUGGUUGAAAUGCACAGGUUGUUGAAAAAGGAAGGUAUGGAUAAAGUGGCUGAACUGAAGGCUAUCAAAGAAUUCAAAGAAAAGCACGAGGCCAAGUAUGGCAAGGAAGAUGAAGAUGACGCUUUGGAAUUUUCCAAUUUUGCUGAACACGCCUUUGGUGGGACCGAGGACGAUGAUCUGCCCGAAGACGAAUCGGAUGCUCUCGGUGGUACCGAAUAAGAAAUGGCAACAAGUGGAUAGAAAUAGGGAAUGAGAAAGACGUUCAGAUAACAACAAUUGAAUAAUGAUACGGAAUGGAACAAUGGCAAGCCUCCAAAAAUUUUGUUUUAUUUUAGAUGCUAAAAUCUGUUAAUUCUUUUUUUUUCUACGAAAGCCUUUUUAUUUAGGAAAUGUGCAAACAUUUAGAUGGUUUUGAUUCUAUUGUAACCGAUGUUCUAAUAAAUGAAUUUUGCAUUA
Molecule: messenger RNA, 978 nt
Organism: Nematostella vectensis (starlet sea anemone)
Lineage: Eukaryota; Metazoa; Cnidaria; Anthozoa; Actiniaria; Edwardsiidae
Exons: 3
Coding region: 379-741 (120 amino acids)
Source: RefSeq, a predicted model, not a curated record